Messenger RNA from Peromyscus eremicus (cactus mouse), 1581 nucleotides. It is a transcript of the gene Hat1, whose product is annotated as histone acetyltransferase 1. The record is from RefSeq and is a predicted model, not a curated record. Gene Ontology annotation, cellular component: nucleus. Lineage: Eukaryota; Metazoa; Chordata; Mammalia; Rodentia; Cricetidae. Gene Ontology annotation, molecular function: histone H4 acetyltransferase activity; histone binding. Gene Ontology annotation, biological process: subtelomeric heterochromatin formation. Bases 158 to 1399 code for a protein of 413 amino acids. The transcript is spliced from 11 exons.
GUGCGAGCGCAGUGCUUCUCUGACCUGGUGCAGGGCACACUCUAGCUCUGUGACCCUUCAGGAUUCCUGAGAUCGUUUUUAGAUGUCCUUUGAGAAAGACGCUUUUGCACUGCCUAACUUAUCUCUUCGAGUGGGACUUCCAUACUGAUUUGGUGCAAUGGAGAAAUUUCUGGUAGAAUACAAGAGUGCAGUGGAGAAGAAAUUGGCUGAGUACAAAUGUAAUACCAACACAGCGAUUGAACUGAAAUUAGUUCGUUUUCCUGAAGAUCUUGAGAACGACAUUAGAACUUUCUUUCCUGAAUAUACCCAUCAGCUCUUUGGAGAUGAUGAAACUGCUUUUGGUUACAAGGGUCUGAAGAUCCUGCUGUACUAUAUUGCUGGUAGCCUGUCAACAAUGUUCCGUGUUGAAUAUGCAUCUAAAGUUGAUGAGAACUUUGACUGCGUGGAGGCAGAUGAUGUUGAAGGGAAAAUUAGACAAAUCAUCCCACCUGGGUUUUGCACAAACACAAAUGAUUUUCUUUCUUUGCUGGAAAAGGAAGCUGAUUUCAAGCCAUUUGGAACCCUACUCCAUACAUACUCAGUUACUUGUCCAACAGGAGGAGAAAACUUUACUUUUCAGAUCUACAAGGCUGACAUGACAUGUAGAGGCUUUCGAGAAUAUCAUGAAAGGCUUCAGACCUUUUUGAUGUGGUUUAUUGAAACUGCUAGCUUUAUUGACGUGGAUGAUGAAAGAUGGCACUACUUUCUAGUAUUUGAGAAGUAUAAUAAGGAUGGAGCUACGCUCUUUGCGACCGUAGGCUACAUGACAGUCUAUAAUUACUAUGUGUACCCAGACAAAACCCGGCCACGUGUAAGUCAGAUGCUGAUACUGACUCCAUUUCAAGGUCAGGGCCAUGGUGCUCAGCUUCUUGAAACAGUUCAUAGAUACUACAUUGCAUCUCCUUCAGUUCUUGAUAUCACAGCGGAAGAUCCAUCCAAAAGCUAUGUGAAACUAAGAGACUUUGUGCUUGUGAAGCUUUGUCAAGAUUUGCCCUGUUUCACCCGGGAAAGAUUAAUGCAGGGAUUCAGUGAAGAUAUGGCGAUACAAGCACAGCAGAAGUUCAAAAUAAAUAAGCAACAUGCUAGACGGGUUUAUGAAAUUCUUCGACUGCUGGUAACUGACCUGAGUGAUGCUGAACAGUACAGAAGCUACAGACUGGACAUUAAAAGACGACUGAUUAGCCCUUAUAAGAAAAAGCAGAGAGAUCUUGCCAAGAUGAGGAAAUGCUUGAGACCAGAAGAGCUGACCAACCAGAUGAACCAGAUAGAAAUAAGUGUGCAGCACGAGCAGCUGGAGGGGCGCUUCCAGGAGCUGGUGGAGGACUACCGGCGUGUCAUUGAGCGGCUCGCUCAAGAGUGACUCGCCCCUGCUCCCCAGGACACCUGCAGAUGGCUGUGCGUUGUGCUGUGAAACUUCUGAUGACCCUAAAGUUAUCUGUUGUUCUCCUUAGUGGAAUAUGCCUUCUGAGAGAUUGUAUAUUUUAAAUACUGUCUAGAGUUUAUGAACAUAUAUUGCAUUAAUAAAAGACGGCUUGUGAAAUA